AUGCCGUGGUCUAGAUAUGGCAGGGAACACGGGAUAUUUUUAAUAAACUUGGAGAAACCUUCUGGUGAGGAAGGGCCAAAUGUCUGUCCGGUGUUUGAGUUGGCACUGGUAGGACACCAGCAGCCAUGCGUUCAAGCCUUUAGUCGGAUGGUCAAGAUGUGGAAACAAGGUUGCCCAGGGAAGAGGUGGUGUAUGGGCUAUGAGAGAAGGUCUGGGUACUACACAAUUUACAAGCAGGUGUACAGAAUGGAGCGCCAGACUGUCUAUAAGUGCUGCCCUGGAUGGGUCCAACGUGACGAUGAACCUGGCUGUUUGCAUUCGCUGUGCACUGUUGGCACUUGCUUCAAUGGAGGGAAAUGUUCUGAAGCAGGAUCCCAGAUGUGCCAGUGUCCCGCGGGAUUUCAGGGUCCUCGCUGCCAGUAUGAUGUAAAUGAGUGCACCACUGAGAACGGUGGCUGUCACGACCAGUGCUGUAAUACCAUCGGCAGCUACCACUGCAAAUGUCCAGCUGGCCAGAAACUGGAGGAGGAUGGAAAAUCAUGUGGAGACGUGGACGAGUGUGCGGUGGUGAACGGUGGCUGCCAGCAAGGCUGCGUCAACACACACGGCUCCUUCCACUGCCAGUGCCGGGCCGGACACAGGCUCCAUGCUGAUGGGCGCACUUGCAUAGCUGUCAAUCCCUGCAGCGUUACCAAGGGGGGCUGCGAGCAGGAGUGCGUUCAGCUUGGGGAAGACCACUACAAGUGCCGAUGCCAGCCGGGCUACCAGCUGGAGAGGGAUGCCAAAUCCUGUGAAGUGAUAGACCCCUGCACAAGUGGGAAUGGAGGAUGCUCACAAAUCUGUCAAAAUGAGCGAGGAAUUGCAAAAUGCGAGUGCCAUCCGGGGCAUUAUCUUUCUGCAGACAAAAAGUCCUGUUUAGACAUUGAUGAGUGUGCAGAAGGGAGAGCCAGGUGUGCUCAUCGUUGUGUGAACACUCCGGGAUCCUUCACCUGCGUCUGUAAUCCCGGCUUCGAGCUGGGGGCUGAUGGAAAGCAGUGCUACCGCAUCGAAAUGGAAAUUGUCGAUAGCUGCCAGGACAACAACGGUGGCUGCUCUCAUCACUGCGAGCACACAACUGCGGGGCCGCGCUGCUCCUGCGACGACGGCUAUCGCCUCGAUUUUGAUGGCAAAACGUGCGCAGAGCUGGACGAGUGCGAGACCGGAGAGUCCUGCUGCUCCCAGUUCUGCGUCAACUAUGCAGGUGGCUACGAGUGUGCCUGCAAAGCGGGGUUCCAGCUGAGCGCCGACGGCUGUGCCUGCGACGACGUGGAUGAAUGUCGCCUUGAUAACGGCAACUGCGACCAUUUCUGUGUUAAUUCUCUGGGGUCGUACGAAUGUGCAUGUAAGGAGGGUUACAGGCUUGGUGUUAACAGAUGGUCCUGCGUUGGUGGGGAGGAGGAUGAUGCAGAAGAGGCGUUUGCUGGAGCUCCAGGGCUGCAGUUCAGAGGUCCCCCCCAGCUCCUUCGCUACACGCUUGGCUCCCUCUACGAGGAUGAAGACCUGCGAGGAGAGCUCACCCUGGUGCACAGGGUCGUUUGCCUUGGUAACACUUUUGGCUCUGACUGUAGCUUGAGGUGUGAGGAUUGUCUGAACGGCGGCGGGUGUAACAGCGAGCGCAGCGGCUGUGUUUGCUCACCCGGCUGGACCGGCGUUAUCUGUAAUGAGACUUGCUCCCCCGGGACGUACGGCAGAGGCUGUGCCAGCGUUUGCAAGUGCCAGAACGGAGGCUCCUGCCACCCGGUGACGGGGCAGUGCCGCUGCCCGCCCGGCGGCCACGGCAAGCUCUGCGAGGGAGGGGAGGGUUGCCCGAAAGGCCUCUUUGGGAAGAAUUGCAACAAACCGUGCAACUGUGCCAACAGUGGCUAUUGCCACAGACUCUAUGGAGCCUGCCUGUGUGACCCCGGGCUCUACGGGCGCUUCUGCCAUCUUACCUGUCCCAGGUGGGCCUUCGGAGCCGGCUGCUCGGAGGAGUGUCAGUGCGUGAAAGAGCACACGCUGGAAUGCAGCGCGAGGAACGGGACUUGCACCUGCAAGCCUGGUUAUCACGGCAAGAAGUGUCAGAAAGAGUGCACGCCUGGUUUUUAUGGGGCUGGUUGCACACUGAGGUGCGACUGUCCUGCUGAUGUUUUGUGUGACCAUGAGACGGGAGUCUGCAAGCAUCCAUGUCCACCUGGGUUUCAUGGAGAAAAAUGCCAUUUAUCUUGUCAGCCUGGGAGCUUCGGGGUGGACUGCCAGCAGCGGUGCAGCUGUGGAGAAGCACCGUGUGAUGUGAAGACAGGGCGGUGUAUUUGUCCAGCUGGGAAGACUGGCCCUACAUGUGAGCAAGAUUGCCCGGCUGGCCGGUGGGGACCAGACUGCCAGUUCUCCUGUGAGCCCUGUGCCAAUGGGGGACAGUGCAACAGAGAAACUGGAACCUGCGACUGUCCCCCUGGCUACACCGGGGUGUCCUGCUCUGCGUCCUGCCCCAGUGGUUACUAUGGACAAAAUUGCCUGCUGUUGUGCAGCUGUAGCAGCGGUGCUCAGUGUCACCACGUCACCGGAGAGUGCGCGUGUCCCCCCGGCUGGACUGGCCACAACUGCAAACACCCCUGCGGUAGUGGCCGUUGGGGACAGCGCUGUGAAAACACCUGUGUCUGCAAUAACAGCGACGGCAGCUGCGAUCCGGUCACCGGCUCUUGCUUCUGUGAGCCGGGAUUCACUGGGAAACACUGCGAAUGGAGAUGCCCCGAGGGAAGCUUUGGCCCGAGCUGUGAGCACAGCUGCCAGUGCCAGAACGGAGCUGCCUGCGACCACGUGAGUGGAGCCUGUACUUGCGCGGCGGGCUGGACAGGAACGUUUUGUGAAAGAGCUUGUCCAGAUGGAUUCUUUGGGCUUGACUGCCACCAGGUGUGCAAGUGCAAGAAUGCUGCCGGCUGCGACCACGUCCUGGGAACGUGCCGCUGCCUCCCCGGCUGGCUGGGAGCGACCUGCGAGCAACCCUGCCAGGGGGACAGCUACGGGCCAGGCUGCAGCCACGCUUGUCACUGUCACAACGGCGCGCUCUGUCAUCACGUAACUGGGAGGUGCCUUUGUAGCCCGGGGUGGAAAGGAGCCACCUGCCAAGAAGCCUGUCCUCCUGGAUGGUACGGUGCGAACUGCCUGCAGCGCUGCAUCUGCCACAAUCGGGCCAUGUGUGACCCCGUGACGGGCGAGUGCCGGUGUCCCCAGGGUUGGACGGGGAUAGCCUGUGAGCUGGCGUGUGGGGACGGGAGGUAUGGAGAGGGCUGUGAGCAGAACUGCAGCUGCCACCAUGGCGUUUGUGACCAGCACUCGGGGAAAUGCAUCUGCCACGCCGGCUGGACUGGGGACCACUGCGAUGUUGCCUGCUCCCCAGGAUUAUUUUGCAAGCGGUGCGAGGAGCGGUGUGACUGCGUACACGGCUUGUCCUGCCACCAUCAAACUGGAGCCUGUCACUGUGAAAAGGGAUGGCGAGGGAGGCACUGUGACAAGCCUUGCUUGCCCGGCCGCUACGGCGCGGGCUGUGCCCAGCGGUGCUGGUGUCCUGCCUGUGCCCCCUGCCAUCACCUGACAGGCGAGUGCGGCUGUCCUCCGGGAUUCACCGGCUACAGCUGUGAGAAAACUUGUCCACCGGGCACGUAUGGUAAGAACUGUAACCGAGUAUGUCAGUGCUCUGCCGAGAAUGAGGAAUGUCACCCGGUGACUGGCGACUGUGCGUGCCGCCCGGGCUACCACGGGACCCACUGCAACCUCCGAUGUCCAAAAGGUACUUAUGGUUCAAACUGCCAAAACCCCUGUAAAUGCAUGAAUGGAGGCCAUUGCGACCCUGCGUCGGGAACUUGUGAUUGCGCGCCUGGUUUCAUUGGAGCCGACUGUAGUAAAACUUGCCCUGAAAACCGAUAUGGGAAGGACUGCACCCUGUUCUGUGCAUGUGGUAGAGGUCAGUGUGACCCACAGACUGGCAAGUGUACCUGUCCUCCUGGCCAAAUGGGACCCAGCUGCCAGCAAGUGUGUCCUCAGGGACAAUAUGGGCCCAACUGCCACCUGACAUGUACCUGUCAGAACGGUGGUAUCUGUGACCAUGUGGAUGGCAACUGCACUUGCGGGCUCGGCUGGACAGGAAGAUCGUGUGAGAAAGAAUGUCCCCCAGGGAAGUACGGGUCUGGCUGCGGCUUGGACUGCUCGUGCCAGCACAACGGCACCUGCGACCGGUUCACGGGCUGCUGCCGAUGCCCCGAGGGUUACUACGGCCGCUCCUGCGAGCACAAGUGUCCCCUUGGAUUUUAUGGGCUAAGCUGUCUUCAUGCAUGUGCCUGUAAAAACGGAGCGAGCUGCGAUGCAGUGACAGGACAGUGCAUUUGUCCUUUGGGUUAUCAAGGAGUCUUCUGUGAGAAAGGCUGCGACGGGGGCUGGUUUGGAGAGAGGUGCCGGCACCGGUGCGACUGCGGAGGAGCUCCAUGUGAUCCAGAGACUGGGAAGUGCCUUUGCCCACCUGGGAAGACCGGAGACAAAUGUGACAUUGAUUGCAGGUCAGACCAGUACGGCCCCGACUGCUCCCUGCGAUGCCAGUGUGCCAGCAAAUCCCAGUGCAAUCCAUACAACGGGAACUGCGUAUGCCCAGCCACGUGGAUGGGGCCAACCUGCAAAGAAGGUGGCCCUCCAAAGCUUCCUUUUUAUGAAGAACAAACCCAAGAAAGAGGGAGUAUUUUUCCAAGAGCUGUACAACAGUAA
Molecule: messenger RNA, 4767 nt
Organism: Egretta garzetta (little egret)
Lineage: Eukaryota; Metazoa; Chordata; Aves; Pelecaniformes; Ardeidae
Product: multiple epidermal growth factor-like domains protein 6
Exons: 39
Coding region: 1-4767 (1588 amino acids)
Molecular function (GO): scavenger receptor activity; calcium ion binding; protein binding
Source: RefSeq, a predicted model, not a curated record